UUCGUUGUGAGACCUCUUAAAUUUAUUAAAAAAAAAGUUAUUUAAAACCAAGAAGCUCUCCUAAUUCCACAAAUCUAGAAUACAGUAAUGAAACGGUGGUAAUCUAGAAGUAUAAAGGUAACAAGAUUUCCAGUUUAUAAAAGCAAUUUCACGUCGCAUAUGACAAGAAGAGUGUAUGAAUGAUUUGGAAAAAAUUAAAGAACUUCAAUUGGAAAAUUAAAAUAUGUUUAUACACAAAUAAACUGCGGACACCAUGAAUAUUAGACCAAGGUGUCGGGAAUGGCUGCCACUGAGCACACAACAAUUGCGUUUGAGAAAUUUAUCAGCCAUACAAGGGAUUAACAUUGAAUGCAAUCAGACAGAUUGUUGUAGCUGCAGUCCCUCCUCCUCGUCGUCGUCGACGUCCGUGUCCCCAGAAGCAGCGCAAGCAGAUACGUAUUGUGCCUGCCCAGCAACCUUAGUAUAUUUUACCCUACAUGAUCAUCCGGAAAACGAGCCAUUUUAUGAAAGUGAAAAACUCCCAUUACGUUUAUAUUUGCCCGUAAAAUGGGCGGAGAUUCAUUGUCUGUCGAUGAUCAAAUCCAAUGCUAAUUGUGUUUGCAUUAAAGUCUGGGCAAAGGUGAAGAAGUCGUCGACAGCAACAGCAGAAGGCCAAAACAAUAAUAAUGGGGCGGGUUUGGAGGAUAAUACAAAGCAACGAAAUAAGGAGCCCAUUAGUGCCUUAUCGCUGGAAUUUGCAAAAUCCAGAAGACAGAAUAUACCUCCCGACAAACUGCUCUUUACUUGGGGCGUUUUCUUUUCCGGACUCAUUCCUUUGUCACAAAACAGUGAAGCAAAAUUAAAUAAGAACACCUUGAUUUUCCAAAUGAACGACGAGCUGUUUGCUUCACCUGAUAACUUCACCACGGAAAACUUAAGGGAACAACUGGCCUUAAACUAUGAACGUUACUCGGCUAGUGUGCCAAAGUGUAGCAUACCCACACCCGACGAAUUUACCAUAAAUUCUCCACAUGUUAGUCGUAGCUCCAGCCCCACGUCCGUGGAUUGGCAAAGGGACUUACUGCGUAUGUCUCGCACCCGUUAUGCCCAGUUGAACUGUGUGCGUACCGAGGUUAGAACCAGCUAUGAUUUAGUCAAACUUUUGAGAUUACAACAGCUGCAACGGCAAAGGCUACAAACACAGCGAGAAUGUGUUGAGUUGACAGCCGAAAUAAAACGUCUGAGUUUAAGAUGCAUAACCAAAGAACAGUUAUUACGUAAGCCAAGGACAACAUCGUUAAGUUCAUCGUCCGCAUCAUUGUCGGGAACUGCCUCUCAAUACCAUUCCAUGGGACGUACCUUGAGUCUCUUGUUGGCCGAACAGCAGCGCAUUGAUCCGCAUCAAUUGUUACAUGCCCAGCAGUUGCAGCAACAAUUGGAAUCUUUAAAGUCCAGACAAAGACUCUUACACAGUGUUUGUGAUACUUUUUCUAAACGCAUUGCCUACUUAAGCGAAAAACUGACGGCGACCAUUGCGACGAGACAACAACUGGAAGCAUGGCUAGAGAAAAGCCGACAGAAUCUUAAUAAAGAGAAGGCCGAACUGGAAGACCUCAGCGUUCAGCAGUUGGAACGACGACAACGUAAGCGCUCGGUAACGCAACAUGUUGAGAGACGUAUGUCCUCGCUGUGCAUAGAAUUAAGAGAAAUUUAUCCGAUAUGUGAAAGUGGUCGUGGCGUCUACACGAUUUGUGGUGUUCCUUUUCCUUCGGUCGAAGGAUAUGUAUACGAUUCCAAUAAUCCCAAUAGCGUGUAUAUAUCAGAGAAUAUAACACCAAUGGCCAUAAGUGCCUCGUUGGGUUAUGUAGCACAUUUGGUAGAAAUGAUAUCGGUGAUAAUAAAUCGUCCUUUAAGAAAUCCCAUAAUAUAUGAGGGCUCUCGCACACGCAUAAAGGACAUUAUUAAAGAUAUUCCAACUUAUACAUUAAGAGAAUAUCCCCUAUAUAGCCGAUCAUCAAUACCAACAAAGGCUAUGAAAUAUGCUAUAAAUUUAUUGAAUCAAAAUAUAGCUCAAUUAAGUUAUGAAAUAACUGGCAAACGCUGUGACAUACGCUGUACCAUUGGCAAUAUUUUACAUAUUUUCGAAAUGUUUGUUGAGAUCGAACAGAACAAACGAGAAAUACAUUCAAAUAUACGAACAUUGCCGCGUAAACGAUUGAUCAUAAACGAUAAUACAAACGAAUUAUAUUGUCUAACAAAUGAAAAUCAUCAUCACCAUAAUGAAGAUCCUUACAUAAACACCUCCAUUAAUAAUGGCAAAGACUAUUCAUUGUCGAAAUCACAUUCAUCUGUAGAUAUGAAUCAUAUGCAACCCCCAACUAUAACCAUGCAUCGUCAUAAUUUAACAAAUUUCCCACUAACAGCAGAAAAUUUGCGCUUAUCUAGCCAUUUGAAUUCCAAGCCGAUCGAUAUACAAAAGGAACACAAUAUAAUGCUGCAAAAUAAUCAACAAAGAAUUUGCCGUUCUGCUGGCUCGUACACGGACAGUGAAGAUGAAAGAGAAUGCCAUUCGUCAAUGGCUAAAGGUUUUUCUAAUUCAGACUCCAACUUAACACUGCAAAGUCAAAGUGGUCAUAUUUAAAGUUAAUCUUUAUGUGAUAUUAUAUUCUUUAUAACUAUUAUUUGUUUAUUUUUCUUGGACUCCUGCGACCCCCUCUUUCUUCCCAUAUAUAUAUUCUGUAAUGCAUUAUACAUUAUGCUUCAUUUUUUAAAAGCUUACUUAGCUUUUUAUGUUCUUAACAUGCAAACAAAGUAAAGUAAAAUAUAACAAACAAGAAAAACAA
Messenger RNA from Musca domestica (house fly), 2822 nucleotides. RefSeq names its product UV radiation resistance-associated gene protein (gene Uvrag). Gene Ontology annotation, biological process: SNARE complex assembly. Gene Ontology annotation, cellular component: endosome; lytic vacuole. The record is from RefSeq and is a predicted model, not a curated record. The transcript has 5 exons. Bases 254 to 2620 code for a protein of 788 amino acids. Gene Ontology annotation, molecular function: SNARE binding. NCBI's taxonomy places the organism in Eukaryota, Metazoa, Arthropoda, Insecta, Diptera, Muscidae.